Oryza brachyantha (malo sina) is the source of this 2483-nucleotide messenger RNA. RefSeq names its product subtilisin-like protease SBT3.5. Gene Ontology annotation, biological process: proteolysis. The record is from RefSeq and is a predicted model, not a curated record. Bases 5 to 2215 code for a protein of 736 amino acids. Gene Ontology annotation, molecular function: serine-type endopeptidase activity. The transcript is spliced from 10 exons. Lineage: Eukaryota; Viridiplantae; Streptophyta; Magnoliopsida; Poales; Poaceae.
AAAGAUGGAAUUCCACACUUGUCGCCAACGUUUGGCUCCACUGCUGCUACUUUGCUUUUGGAUGCUGAUCAUCAGAGCGCACGGCUCGCGCAAGCUCUACAUAACGUAUCUAGGUGACAGAAAGCAUGCACACCCAGACGAUGUUGUUGCAUCCCACCAUGAUACGCUCUCGAGCAUUCUUGGAAGCAAAGAGGAAUCCUUAUCUUCCAUCAUCUAUAACUACAAGCAUGGUUUCUCAGGCUUUGCUGCAAUGCUAACGGAAGAGCAGGCAGAGCAACUCGCAGAAUUACCGGAAGUCGUCAGCGUGCAGCGAAGUAGGAGGUACAAGACGACGACCACACGGAGCUGGGACUUCCUUGGGCUGAACUACCAGAAGCCCAGUGAACUACUCCGAAGUAGCAACUACGGAGAAGACAUAAUCAUCGGGAUUAUUGACACCGGGAUAUGGCCGGAGUCAAGAAGCUUCAGCGACGAAGGGUACGGCCCGGUGCCGGCACGGUGGAAGGGCGUGUGCCAGGUCGGGGAAGGAUGGGGCAGCAGCAACUGCAGCCGCAAGGUCAUCGGCGCGCGGUUCUACCACGCCGGGGUGGACGAGAAAGAGCUCGGGAUGGACUACCUCUCGCCGCGCGACGCGAACGGCCACGGCACGCACACGGCGUCCACCGCGGCGGGCUCCGCGGUGGAGGCCGUCAGCUUCCACGGCCUGGCCGCGGGCACCGCCCGCGGCGGCGCGCCCAGGGCGCGCCUCGCGGUGUACAAGUCCGUCUGGGGCAGCGGCCGGGGCGCAGGGUCCGGGAACACCGCCACCGUGCUCGCCGCCAUCGACGACGCGAUCCACGACGGCGUGGACGUGCUGUCGCUGUCCCUGGUGGUGCUUGACGAGAACUCCUUCGGCGCGCUGCACGCCGUCCAGAAGGGGAUCACCGUCGUGUACGGCGCAGGUAACAAUGGCCCUGCGCCGCAGGUGGUGAGGAACACUGCUCCCUGGGUCAUCACCGUCGGAGCAAGCAAGCUCGAUCGCUCGUUCCCGACCGUGAUCACGCUGGGGGACAAGCGUCAGAUAGUGGGACAGUCCAUGUACUACGAAGGGAAAAACUCAUCAGAAAGCAGCUUCGCACUUCUGGAAUAUGGAGGCCUAUGCGCCAAGGAUGAUCUGAACGGCACGGACUUGACGGGGAGAAUUGUGCUGUGCAUCUCCCUCGAGACACCGGUUACCCUUUUUCAACUAGCACUGGAAAACGUCCUGGAUGCCGGGGCAUCUGGUCUAAUCUUUGCUCAGUACACGACUGAUAUCCUGGGCAUCACGACAGCCUGCAACGGCACAGCCUGUGUUCUUGUGGACCUUGACGCUGCAAAUCGGAUCGGCUCAUAUAUCAGAGAUGCAAGCUCACCAGUGGCAAAGAUCGAGCCAGCACGCACUGUCACAGGUGGAGUAUUAGCGCCAAAAGUGGCAGCAUUCUCCUCGAGAGGUCCAUCGAUUGAUUAUCCUGUAAUUAUCAAGCCUGACAUAGCUGCACCAGGAUCCAACAUCUUAGCAGCCAUCAAAGACCAUUACCAACUUGGCACAGGAACAUCGAUGGCAACGCCACAUGUAGCAGGGGUUGUCGCCCUGCUGAAAGCCAUCCAUCCAGAUUGGUCUCCAGCUGCAAUAAAAUCUGCCAUUGUCACCACUGCGUCUGUAACUGAUGAACGAGGCAUGCCAAUACUGGCAGAAGGAGUGCCUCGGAAGAUCGCUGAUCCAUUUGACUAUGGAGGUGGAAACAUUAACCCAAACAGGGCAGCUGAUCCUGGCCUUAUUUAUGACAUUGAUCCAAGCGAUUAUAACAAGUUCUUUGGGUGCACCAUCAAGACAUCCGUCAGCUGCAAUGCAACAACUCUACCUGGGUAUCACCUGAACCUACCAUCAAUCGCAGUUCCUGAUCUCAGGGACCAAACCACUGUAUCUAGAACAGUUACAAAUGUAGGCGAGGUAAAUGCAGCUUACUAUGCCGAAAUCCAGAGCCCGCCUGGAGUUAAAAUGGUUGUUGAGCCAUCUGUCCUUGUCUUUGAUGCUGCAAACAAAGUUCAUACCUUCAAGGUUAGUUUUUCACCUCUGUGGAAAUUGCAAGGGGACUAUACAUUUGGCAGCCUUACUUGGCACAACGACAAGAAGUCAGUGAGAAUCCAAAUAGCAGUCCGGAUUACCAUUCAAGAUUUCUAUGCAGAUGUUGCAUAACCUGGGAAACAUGCAAGCAAUAACUCAGUGCUCUAAGAAACAAUAAAAGAAAACUACAAGAUCUAUCAAUUUCACAGAAAUACGGUUUUAUGUAAAUCGUUAUCACCAGAAUACUGGCUGGCCAAUGUAUUUUGUUUCUGUCACAGAUAUGACUUUAAUUUGUAUGGAUGGCCAAUUUCAUACCAUGUUCUGUUGGUUACAAGAAACAUAAAAAAGUCCAGGUCUACACCAUACCAUGUGUUGAAAUAUCAUGCAGUUUUUCUUCCCA